This is a messenger RNA of Schistosoma curassoni, 5913 nucleotides long. NCBI's taxonomy places the organism in Eukaryota, Metazoa, Platyhelminthes, Trematoda, Strigeidida, Schistosomatidae. The record is from the annotation of a GenBank genome assembly.
AUGAAAAAUUUGUUAACUACGCGAUUGACUAUUCUUCCAAUUUCCUUAACAGCCAGACAUGGUGUUUCUCUACAUACACAGUCAAAUGCAUUAUAUACUACUAGAUCUCGUCGUUUAUUUAGUCGUUUAAUGAAUGUACGAUAUGUGGAAGAACUGGAAGCUAAACUGCCAGGUCCUAUAUAUUUAUUAGUAAAAUGGUGGUUUAAAAUAAGACCUUUUAAAGUAGAACUAGCAGAUCUUCAUCGUCGUAUUCUACGUAAUAAAGAAGGAUUUGAUACAAAAGUUCAUUCAAGAACACGUUAUUUUGUUAGAUUUCCAUUUUUAACAGAUGAAGAAUUUUCGAAGUGGUUAGUUACUAGUGACAGUAGCCAUGGUGAAGGUUAUUCAUGGGCUGAAUUUGUACGGUCGUCUAGAACAGCUGCGGGGUGUGCUAAUGCUUUGGGUUUAAAUGAAAGUGUUUAUCCAGAUAGUGCAACAACAUCAGGAAACAGUAAUGAAGCAGGAGAAAAAAUAACAACCUCGAUAAUAUCAUCAUUUGAUGACCCAAACAAAGAUCAUGAAUUUGGUUAUACCCACCCAGCUUCAUAUCCAAAAUUCUUAUAUCGACCUGGUGGUAAACAGGCGAGUUCGGCAGCUAUUGUCAUGACAUCCUCUGAUCCAAAGUUUAAAGGUUACGGUCAUUUUCGUGGUUUCAUUAGUACACGUGUGCCUAAACGAGGUGAUCUAGUUCGCGCAGGUUUUGCAAAUCUCCGCAGUCCAGAAAGUAACUUAUUUGGAUGUGCUAUGCCUUAUGGUUUUGAAGCUUACUCACAUUUAAUUAUCAGAUAUCGUGGAGAUGGUCGAAAAUAUCAAAUUGUUGUGCUACCUCGUGCACGAUGGGAUUUUAACCGUUUUAAUACACACCAGUUUACAUUGUACACUCGAGGUGGACCAUAUUGGCAAAUAGCUAAAAUCCCAUUAUCUAAAUUUUAUCAUACUAGUUCAAAUAUUAUACAUAAUAGACAAUUUCCUGCGAAUCUAGGAACUAUGCGUCUUCUUUCAUUUACUUUAAUGGAUGAUAUUGAGGGACCGUUUAGUUUGGAGUUGGACUAUAUCGGUUUAUAUUUUGAUGAACAACAGAAUGAAGUAUUUGAUUAUGAAAAUCCCAAUCAGUUUUUGGGGCUAGGAGUUCACCUUUCGAAAAUGUGUGAUGUUAUGCCCACUAUAUCGGAGGACGGUAAUUCAAGUCAAGGAGAUCGAGACUCACAAGCAAGUGGAGAGGGAACUAAUGUUGAAGAUAUGCUAUUGAGUAUAUUGGAUGAACGUGAUAGACUAAUGGAAAGUUUACAUGAUGCACAAGAUCAAUUGGUAUUUACACAGAAUAGACUUGCGGAAGCUGAGAGAGAAAGAGAUGUUUUAAAUAGACAGUUAUCUGAAAAACUUCCUGAAGAUUUAUCUUUACUGGCCAAAGAAGUACAUCGUUUACGUGAUCAAAUUUCUGAACGAGAAGAAGAAAUUGUUGAGUUGAAAUCGGAAAGAAAUAAUACAAGGCUUCUUUUAGAACAUUUAGAAUGUUUAGUUGCUAGACAUGAACGUUCAUUACGAAUGACAGUUGUAAAACGACAAGUAAAUAGUCCUGGUGGUGUUAGUUCUGAAGUCGAAGUAUUAAAAGCAUUAAAAUCAUUAUUUGAACAUCAUAAAGCAUUAGAUGAACGUGUACGUGAACGUUUACGUACAGCAUUAGAACGUGGUGCACAACUAGAAGAAGAAGUGCGUUCAUCUGCUGCUGAUCGUGCUGCAUUAAGAGAACAAUUAGCUGCAGCAUUAGCUGGUGUAGCUGCUGCUGCAACAGCAGUUCAACAAAGACAACAACAACAAAUUGUAUCAACUGUGAAUGGGAAUGGAAAUGUUGAUUCUAAUCAUACCACACAAAUCAGUAAAGAUGAUCUUGAUGGAAAUGAUGUAGGCAAUAAACUGGCCUCGUUACCUCCAGGUGGACCACCAAUCACAUCAAAAGAUUCAAACGAUGAAAGUUCAUCGGCAGAAAAUUCCGGUGUAAAAUCAGUUGCAUCCGUUGCUGCAGCUGCAGCGGCUGCUGCUGCGAGUGCUGUAGCUGUUGAACGUAAACUUGUUGAAGUCACUACAAAAUCUAGAGAUUUAGAAGCAUCUAAUACAACAUUACAAAAAGAAUUAUCACGUGCUCAUGAUCAGAUUUCUCGUUUACAAAGAGAAUUAAGGGAGUUGGAAGCUCAACGUGAAGAUCAAGAAGCUCGUAUUGCAACUCUGGAACAACGUUAUCUUGCUACACAACGUGAAGCUACUGGCACGUUGGACAGACUUAGUCGAGCUCAGUCAGAAUUGAUUACUCGUGAAAUUGAAUUAAAACAAGCAAAAGAUCAUGCAAAUCAUUUGGUUAGCGAAUUAGAAACAGUACAAAACGAAUUAGCCAUUGUCAAAGUGAAUACAAUGCAACAAAAUGAAAAAGUGAAUACACCUACAACAACAUCAACUCUAAUGCAUACGGCUAUUGAAAAUGGUGGUGAAUUUAUUGAGUCUAUUGAAAAUGAAACUAUUUCUAAUGAUGAAAAAACUAUUAAAAACGGCAAAAGUUCUCAUUUAAUUAAUGAUAAUAACGGUAACAACAAUAAUCCUAACAUAACAGUUGUUGACGAAUUGCGUGUACAAUUAUCUACAGCUGAAGAACGUAUUAAAGAUAUGGAAGUUGAAAUGAAUGAAAUCCAGUCAGAAUUACAAAGAGCUAGACAACGCGAACAAUUAAAUGAGGAUCAUAGUUCACGUUUAACUGCGACGGUUGACAAAUUACUAUUGGAAUCUAAUGAACGAUUACAGACACAUUUACGUGAAAAAAUGGCCGCAUUAGAAGAGAAAAAUCAAUUACAUACAGAAUUAGAUCGUCUUAGACGUCUUCUAGAAACAAGUCAAACAGAACGAGAUCGAGCUCUAGCCGAUAUGGAACGAUUAAGACGUAGUUCCGCUACAACAACGCCAACCGCACUUGCUUUACAAGGUGACUCGUAUUCCAGUGGUUCUCAUAGCCUUCGUAGAAUGCCUCGUAAUGCUUCCAGCAGUAGAACAGAUCAAACUCUUCUUGACAAUGAAGAAGUGAAUUUAGAUGAACUGGAAAAUAACAGUAGCUCUCUCAAAAGGAUCCAACGAAAAAUUGGUGGUUCUGAUUGGGUUGAUUCAGAUGGUGAUACAACAACAAGUCCAGUAAGCAGAGGUCAAUCAGAGAUUGGGACUAGUAAUACAGAUGCUCAAAGAUUAGCAUUGUUGAUUCAAAAUCAAUUGGAUGCAAUAAAUAAAGAGAUCAAAAUGAUACAGGAAGAGAAACAAACUGCUGAACAGUUAGCUGAAGAGCUAGAAUUACGUGUUGGUUGUACUGGUACAAAUCGUAAUGGCAGUUCACAGGGACAGUUAAUCGAUGAUUAUUACAAUCAACAACGUGGCAAUGAUACAAACGAAGCAUAUUAUUAUACUAAUCAAGAUGGACGUCUUAAUGCGAAUAAUGUUAUGCCAAGUUUAUUACCUAAUUUUGGUCCAACUGGUUGGUCACCUCCACCAUCACCAUUAAGUUCUAGGUCAACACCAUUCGGUGGUAUUUCUAGUGAUUCUUUCAGUGGUAGUUUUAAUAAUCCUAAUCGAAAUGCAUCAUCGUCAAUAUUAUCAUCUGUGGUAGUUAGUAAAGAAUCUGAACGAUCUAUUCCUCAAUAUGCUGCUCCUACUCCAUUGGCCGUAGAUCCACGUCGUAAUUUUCAACAUCAGCCUAUUCAAUAUUCACAACCGAGUAGUAAUAGUGGUUUUAUGUCGCGUAGUAGUCAAUUUGAACAACAACGAUCAAUGUCAGCCGCUGGACGUCCAUUGCAUCAGGUUAGCAAUGGUGGCUUAAUUACAUCGGAUGAUUUAUUACAAAAUAAUGUAAUCAGUCAACCACUUAGACCUGCAUCACAAUUAAAUUAUCACUUACCUGUUGCUGCUCCUACUGGCGCUGGCGCUCCUCCACCACCGCCAUCUAUUAACCCAAAUACAGUGAACAACGUACCACCCCCUUCAACAAUACCAGCACAAGAAUUGAUGAAUAAUACUAAUAUGUACAUGAGAAAUAAUUAUCGCACUAAUCUACCAAUUUGUACCACCGGUAUUGGCUAUCCACCUGGUUCUGAUAGUCUGUUGAACGGAAAAUGUGACAGUUCUUUGUCGAAAUCAACUACACAAGUAUCAGUAGCAGCAGUGGCUAAAUCAUUGGUUCUACCUGGAUCUAAACAACAAUUACCUAACUAUCAAGAAUCUAACUUACCUACUAAUAAUACAACAUUAAUACGUAAAUUAUCAGCUCCUAUAGGACCACCUCAUAUUCUAUCAAAUCAUACUGCUACAAUACAUCUACGUAGAGGAUAUAGUUUAAAUAAACCUAAAAUGGAUAAUAAUGUUAAUGAUGAUAAUAAACGUGUCAAUCAAAAAGUAAAUGAAGGUGGCAAUGUUGAAGGUUGUGUCGUCAUUAAAGAGACUGUUAGCGACGAAGAUUUAAAUCAUUCAAAUUUUCGACAUUCUAUAAAUACACUCACUGAUCAUGUACCAUCAUCAAGUUCUUUAUCAGUUAUAUCAGUAGAUAGUCCUGAAGACGAAGGCUCUUCAGCAGCUUCUGAUUCAUUAGUUUGUAAUCAAACGAUCGAAGGUCAAACGUCAGGUCAACAGCAACAACAACAAACAAUACCACUUACAUCAGCACAAAAUAUCCCAUUAAUGAAUAAACAAUUUUAUCAGCAACAAAUGCAGUACAGACAACAAUCGAUUUCAGAUCAACCUAUGACAACGUUAACUCAACAACCACUUUACCAGCGAGAUUAUGAACAACAACAACAGAUCCAACAAUUACAAUUUACUCAUUCAACAAGACCUCAUCUACAAAUGAAUUCUAUGCCAGUAUAUCAUCAACAGCCUAUGGGAUUGUAUCAAAAUUAUCUACGGUCAAUUGGACCUAGAAAUCAAUUAUACAACAUUAUUGAUAGUCAACAACAACAGCAACAACAAAUCAAUUCAAUGUCUCGAUUAGAUUCAACACAAUCAUUUUUUUCGCCUACACCAUCACCUACACCAAGUAAGAAGAAAUCGCGUAUGUUAUCUGGUACAUUUGGUCGAUUAUUUCGACGUAAUCAAUCAAGUAAUAUAACUGGGAAUAGCGGUGUUGGUAUUGUCAGUGGACCAUAUGAUAUGGCACAAUAUUCACAAAAUUAUUAUCCUAUACCAAAUCAUAUUAAUCAAUCAAUACGAAUAUCAGCUUCACCACCGAUACGUCUUGGUUCACCAAUGAUACAUACAUCAAUUGCUAACAAUACUCAUAACAAUAAUAGUACUACUAGCAAUAAUAAUAGUAGUAACAAUAAUAUUCGAUAUUCUAUGCAACAGCAACCUAUGAGUCCACAGCCGAUAGCUGUCGGUCCAGGUGGACAUCAAUCACUAUCAUUACCACUGCCACCACCUCCGCCUUCAGUACAGUAUCAUCCGUCAAUGUCCAAUCAAGCACAAAUGAUACAACAACAGCACCAACUCCUUAUAGAACAGCAACAACAGAUGUAUCAAUUUAGGCAACGACAACAAGGUUUGGAAUAUGAUGAUGGAUGUAAUGGACCAAAUCUUAUUACUGGAGGAUCUAUAUCACCACUUUCGUCAUCCACUGUAUCAGGAAGUCUUUCUGAAUCAACUAUUCCAUCAAAUAGUAGAAUAAUGAGUCCAAAUCCUAUGUCUUUGACUAUGGGUAGUAGUGGUGGUCAACUGGCUAAUACAACACUACCACCACAAGUCCCUGAAGAACGUCGACGGUGGAAAAAGGAGGAGUUAUUAGAACAAGCUAUGAUGGCUAGAUUACCAUUUGCACAAUGGAAUGGCCCUACAGUAGUAGCAUGGCUUGAGGUAUAG